AUGAGGAUGUCCAGGUUGUCAGUGGCUGCUGCUGUGAUCUUGGUCAUGGCACUGAUGGCCAUGGAGGUUGAAGGCAUUCGUCUGGAUGCAGAAACUCGUGCAGCAACCAGCAACCAGAUAAUGGUCAAUAAAUCGACCGAGAAUGUGCCCAAGGAUUCUGUUGACUCAUCACUCGAGGCCAAGAGAAGCAUUGCUGGAAAUGAAGUUAGGGCUGUAGCACACAAGCUGCCUGAGUUCCAUGAGGACUACUAUGGUCCUAGCGACCAUACACCUAGACACCACUGA
Molecule: messenger RNA, 285 nt
Organism: Oryza brachyantha (malo sina)
Lineage: Eukaryota; Viridiplantae; Streptophyta; Magnoliopsida; Poales; Poaceae
Exons: 2
Coding region: 1-285 (94 amino acids)
Source: RefSeq, a predicted model, not a curated record